This is a messenger RNA of Pyrus x bretschneideri (Chinese white pear), 1418 nucleotides long. RefSeq names its product protein ALTERED XYLOGLUCAN 9-like. Gene Ontology annotation, cellular component: Golgi apparatus. The record is from RefSeq and is a predicted model, not a curated record. The transcript has a single exon. Gene Ontology annotation, molecular function: acetyltransferase activity. Gene Ontology annotation, biological process: carbohydrate metabolic process. NCBI's taxonomy places the organism in Eukaryota, Viridiplantae, Streptophyta, Magnoliopsida, Rosales, Rosaceae. Bases 1 to 1110 code for a protein of 369 amino acids.
AUGAUAGGAGCUGUGCCAUUCGGGUUGCUGGCUGCGUGCGUCGUCGUUUUGGUCCCAAUGGCCAUGGCCGGAUACCAUCUCAGCCGCAAAAAGAUGCUUUUCUUCAGCGGCGCUCUCUUCAUCACUCUCGCCAUCGGCGUCCACCUCACCCCUUACUUCCCCUCCGUCAACGACUUCGUCACCACCGUCUCCUCCGUCGUCGUCUUCGAGAACCGCCGCGACUCUUGCCUCUCCCACCUCCACGACGUUGUUUGGGAGGUUACCCCUUCCCCCAAUUUCAACGCCCUCGACAACAACACCGUCAAUUACGACAAGUCCUGGGCUUGGCCUUCUUCCUUCGCCGUUUCUGCAUGUGGAUUUCAGAAGCUGGGUCGUUUCGACGCCUCCGAUCUGCUCAACGGCUCCUGGGUCGUGGUGGCCGGAGACUCUCAGGCGAGGCUGGUGGCGCUUUCGCUGCUCAGCCUGGUUCUGGAUUCUGGGCCGCUGGAGAAGGUUAACAAGGAUCUGUUCAAGAGGCACAGUGAUUAUCAGAUUGUGGUGGGCGAGAUUGGGAUGCGAUUGGAUUUCAUCUGGGCUCCUUAUACUGUGAAUUUGACCAAUCUGGUGUCGAAGUUCAAGCGAAAUCGGAACUUCCCGGAUGUGUUGGUGAUGGGUUCUGGGCUAUGGCACAUGCUGCACUUCACCAACGCUUCAGAUUUCCGUGUUCAACUGCAAUCACUCAGGAGAUCUGCGGCGUCCUUGUUGCCAGUUUCGCCGGAGACUGGCUCUGAAAAGCCGGAAACCAUCUCGGCUUCAGGCUCUGGUUCGGCCCGGACGCCACACUUGUUCUGGGUUGGCAUGCCCACGUUGAUAAACUCGAUGUUGAAUACGGAGGAGAAGAGGGAGAAGAUGACUGAUGUAAUGCGGGGUGAGUACGAUAAGGAGCUUCAAAAGAGUAAGCUUUUGCGGAAGUCGGGCGGUCCGCUUUGGUUACUGGACAUUGAGUCCCUGAGUUGGAAUUGCGGGGUUAGAUGUACGGUUGAUGGAAUGCAUUAUGAUAUGCGUGUUUACGAAGCAGUGCUGCACAUCAUGCUAAAUGCAUUGCUCAUCGAGUCUCACCAGAAGCUUUGAUUUGAUUCUUUUUGUUUUCUCUUGGUAUAUGUCCUGCUCCGGCUCGCUGGUUCGAUUUCAUAUGGAGUGAGCUUUUGAUUCGUCUGAGAGGUUGGUUGGCUCCUUUGCUUCCUCCUCUUAUCUUGCAUCUUCGGUUUCUGCCAGGUUUCUCUCUUGGCCUCGGAAAACUCGGUAUAGUUUAUGUGAGAUAGCAGUUGAGAUUGAAAUUCAUUUGUAUCUGAUUUGCAUUAAUCUGAAUAUUGAAUAUACUUACUUGUAUUGUGUAGUAUAUACUCAAGGCAAUUCACAAAGAGCUUCCUGGAUAGAAA